Stylonychia lemnae is the source of this 1803-nucleotide messenger RNA. Lineage: Eukaryota; Ciliophora; Spirotrichea; Sporadotrichida; Oxytrichidae. The record is from the annotation of a GenBank genome assembly.
AUGAGUUUUACAUCUAACCAAGAGAACUUUAACUCCGCUAACUAGUAAAGAAUGUCUACAAACACUGAUAGCAGUAAUGGUUAUGAAAAGUGCAAUAUGAAGUAGGUUUUUGAGAAGAAUCAAGCUUCAGACUAAAAUUCAGCAUUAAAAAAGCGGGAACAGUUUGCAAUCUCACUUAGGAAGAACAAGCACUAGCAGGUGCUUUAGUCAAAGAGAAGAGAAAAUAUGCAGAGUAUGUUUUAAAGAACUUAAGAGGUUAUCAAGAGUGGAUCCUCCUUCUAAGAUUUCACAAGCCAAGAUUUCAUACCCAUUAAUGAUGAAGCCACUUUAAUCUAAAUGAUUGAGUUUCUGAACUAGGCUCACUCAAGAUUUCAAGAGAAUCAACUCUAAAGACUUAAAGUAGUAAGAUCAAUUAGACUGGGAAUCACAAAUGAGAGAACUAGUGAUCACAUUAUCUACUAUUUUGAGAAAAAUAGAAAUCAUAUGGGAACUUUCCUUGACAUUAUCAAAGAUGGAGAUGUAGAUCUUGAGAUUAAGAGCGAGGCUAUGUGGUCUCUAUGCACCCUAGCAUGUGAAAACAAGCUUUCAAACUAUAUCGGUACUGAUCUAAAUAUUCUUGAACAUUUGAAAGAUCUCCUACAUUAUCACUUCAUAGACAACCAUUAGAUAUUAGGGUAAAUUGAGAGAUAAAACCUUCUAACAUCAUAAGAAGCUUCAUUGUUAGAACAAACUCUAUGGACGAUUUCAAACAUUAUAUUAGAUUCUGCCAAAAUUAGAGUACAUGCUCUUGAUAUUAGGAUUGACUACUCUAUUGGAGUUAUUAUUCAUUCCUAUGGAUAACAAUUCAAUGAUCAGAUAUGGAGAGUCGUUAUUUGGCUACUGUCUGGGCUAUCAACUGGUCUUGCUUACAUGACUUCCAGUCAUCAUGAUGUUUUCAAUUAGUUCUUGGCAGUUAAUCUUAGCAGAGUCUACAAGAUGAUCAUGGAAACCUACAAUAAAAUAACCAAUGAAAAGGAAAAAUCAAAUAAGAUAGUAUAGUUGAAAGAAGAUAUAGCAGUGAUAGUUGAUUGCGUCUCCAGAGAUUGUGAAGAUGCUCAAAUUGAGGUUAUUGCUAAGAUGGAGCAUGUUCGCAGCCUCAUGAUGUCUUUUAUUACUGAUAAAAAUCCCAGAUAUUUUGUUCAUUGUGCUAAAUAUGUCGGAGACAUCUCUGCAGUAGAUGAAACAUAGGCUAAUUUCUUUAUAAACAGUGGCAUAUUGGAAGAAUUCGAUGUAUAUAUGUCAUUCUGUAGUAAAACUGAUAAAAUUAACAUCAUAUGGGUACUUUCAAACUUUGCUGCUAACUCUUCAAGAGAUGCUGAGAAAGUUGCUGGCUCUACAAUUAUUCAUAAACUUAUCCUUCUCCUCAACGAUAAAAACUAUGAUAUUAGAAAAGAAUCAAUUUGGACAAUUUGUAACAUUUGCUAAAGUAUUGAAGAUGAUCACGUAAUUGAUCUAGUUAUUAACUCUGGUAUUGUUCAAAGUGCUAUAGAUCUUUUCAUCCAUGAUAAAGAUUCUGGUCUUAUACUUUAUCUGACAAUGAAAGCUCUUCAAUUCUUGUUCACCAAGUCUCACAGAGCUAAAAAUAUUUUUAUAAACUUUGGAGGAGUCAGUAUGCUAGUUGAUAUGUAGAUCUGUGACUACAUUGAAGUCUAUAAGAUUGCCUCCGAGAUUAUAGAGCAGCAUUUUAAUGGAGAAGAGAUAGAUCAUUAGGAAGCAUUAAAGAUGUUCCAAGAAAAAGAAUCAGCAGUCUUUAAGCUAGAUUGA